Molecule: messenger RNA, 1327 nt
Organism: Ornithorhynchus anatinus (platypus)
Lineage: Eukaryota; Metazoa; Chordata; Mammalia; Monotremata; Ornithorhynchidae
Product: mevalonyl-coenzyme A hydratase sidH-like
Exons: 6
Coding region: 52-945 (297 amino acids)
Molecular function (GO): catalytic activity
Source: RefSeq, a predicted model, not a curated record
GGCGGGAAUGGGGCGGGGCGGGGCAGGACUGGCCGGGCCGAAGCCGUCCCGAUGGAGCGGAGGCUGCUUGGGGCCAUGCUUGGGGCCGCCGCUCCCCGGGGCCGGAGCCGCGGCCUGCACGGCGGUCUCCCUCCCGCGCCCGCCGCCCCGCCCAGCCACACAGAGAACCAGAAGGUAGUGACUAAGGUCCAGGGAACCAUCCUGACCAUCGGAAUCAACAGGCCUGAAGUCAGGAAUGCUGUGAACCAGGAGACUGCUCAGCAGCUUCUGCAGGCCUUUACCGCCUUCGAAGAGAAUAGCUCGCUCACCGUGGCAGUGCUCCAUGGACUAGGAGGUAAUUUCUGUGCUGGUUAUGAUUUGAAGGAGCUGGCCCACAAUUCAACCACACUGAAAUUGGAACAAGAUGUCACUCGAGGUCCUGGUCCAAUGGGUCCCUCCCGGAUGCAGUUUUCCAAACCCGUGAUUGCUGCGGUCAGCGGCUAUGCCGUGGCCGGAGGCCUGGAGCUCUCCCUCUUGGCUGAUCUCCGGGUGGUGGAGCAGAGUGCAGUUCUUGGGGUGUUCUGCAGGCGCUUUGGUGUUCCAUUAAUAGAUGGGGGAACCGUAAGGCUACCCAGGCUCAUUGGCCUGUCGAGAGCCCUGGAUCUCAUUCUAACUGGGCGCCCCAUUGGUGCAUCGGAAGCAUAUGAGUUUGGAUUAGCCAAUCGAGUGGUCCCUGAUGGCCAAGCUCUUCAGACUGCUAUCAAAUUAGCAGAACAGAUCUCGGCCUUCCCUCAGGAGUGCAUGCGUGGAGACAGAAGCUCUGCAUACCACAGUGUCUUUGAUGCCUCCUCCUUCACUAGUGCCAUGCAGUUUGAAUUUGACACAGGUGCCCAAGUGCUUUUGAAAGAGUCAGUCCCUGGUGCCAAAAGGUUCACUUCUGGCGAGGGGCGGGGAGGAAAGUUAUGAGAACACGUAUCCUUUUCACAGACUAGAAAAAUAAAUGUUAUAAUAAUCCUUAAAGAGCAUUUGAAUCUAAAAUGUAUUGGCAAAAUUUAGCUUGUUUCCUUCUGGAUUUCAAGUAAUAUAACCUGCGCCAUAAGAAUCUCAUUCUCAUGUGUUUUGAUUCAUAGAGGAACAGUAAUAGUAGUUGUAACUGUUAGCAAAAUGAGCAUGAGCUGCCUGUUUGGGGGGAUGAAGAGAAUAAUAUGGCACUAGAGAGCUAAAUAUUUUAAUUUCCCAAUAUUUGGGGCAUUUUAAAUUGGGUUUAUGCUAUAAAAUCACUUUACUAUUGCUUAUUGUUUCAUGGUGCUUGUUCACAUUAAUAAAUAUACAUUUUUAUUUCACUUAA